AUGGCUGAACCACGUGCUCGUGUUGCCCGUCACAAGGGACAAAUGAACUUUGCUAGCGACUUACGAGCUCUACUUUCUGGCUACGGUGAUCGCGAUGCUCACCCUUACUGUCCUCAGGGACCAUUACCCGAAACUGUGCGUGUCCUUGACGAAAUGGUCACCGACUUCAUCUUGGAAAUGUGCCACCAAGCAGCUUCCUGUGCACACUACGCUCGGCGCCAGAAAAUCAAAGUCGACGACUUUCGCUUCGCUCUGCGUCGCGACCCCAUCAAACUUGGCCGUGUGCAGGAACUGUUGCGGAUGGAUCGUGAGCUGAAAGACGCCCGCAAGAUCUUCGACCAGGAUGAUGACCAGGUGACCACUGGCAAAAAGGCGGUCGAGGACUUGGACGUCAGUGUUGAUGAAACCGAGGGAACUACUGCUGCUGGCAAAAAGUCUAAGGGGAAAGGCAAGCGGGUUGCUCGUCGUGGCUCUGAUGCUACCGAGGACACUGUUUCCAAGAAGCGCAGGGUCAACGCUUAG
Messenger RNA from Talaromyces proteolyticus, 522 nucleotides. Its product is annotated as putative transcription initiation factor TFIID subunit 13. NCBI's taxonomy places the organism in Eukaryota, Fungi, Ascomycota, Eurotiomycetes, Eurotiales, Trichocomaceae. Bases 1 to 522 code for a protein of 173 amino acids. Gene Ontology annotation, cellular component: transcription factor TFIID complex. The record is from RefSeq and is a predicted model, not a curated record. Gene Ontology annotation, molecular function: protein heterodimerization activity. Gene Ontology annotation, biological process: transcription by RNA polymerase II; RNA polymerase II preinitiation complex assembly. The transcript has 2 exons.